Messenger RNA from Pseudogymnoascus destructans, 1051 nucleotides. RefSeq lists its product as uncharacterized. NCBI's taxonomy places the organism in Eukaryota, Fungi, Ascomycota, Leotiomycetes, Thelebolales, Thelebolaceae. The transcript is spliced from 2 exons. Bases 172 to 648 code for a protein of 158 amino acids. The record is from RefSeq and is a predicted model, not a curated record.
GCAAAAACUCGAUAUACCCAGUAAACUGGUAAGAAAACUCCAUCUACCCAGUCGGCCGCUAACCCUUUGGAAGGUUAACGAGCCAAUGAGAGGCGUUCUCUCAUUUGAGAGUAGGUGCUCUCAUAUGGCCUUUUUGAAGCAAUUGAGCUGGCAAUAUACCAGCUCAAUUGCAUGGCUCCCUCCCUCCUCCGACCCCCUCGAAACACCCCUCGGAAGCUCUCGCGCAAGGCACAAACUCCCCCGCCUCCCCUGCCCCUGCCUCCUACAAUGGCCUCGCUAGCCGAACUCGCUGCCCCUGUCGACAGUAGCGAGUUCCUCGACUUGGACGCUUGGUCCCGCGCCCUGGACGACUGGGCCGUCAAGGAGAAAUUCUCCUGGCGGCUCCAGAGGAGGGACAAAGAUGGGGCAACCGCCGUUUGUCCCGAGGAGGGCUGUGCCUGGCAUGUCCGAGCCAGCCCCGACGAUGAGCAAUGGAAUCCCCCGCAGCCGACCGCGAAAAGAGAGGGUUCGGAGGGAGGAUGCCCGGCGUCCUCGAAGACGCCGGGCUCGCCGGGAUCACAGGGGACUUCUGCCGCUUGGGGCAGUCAUUGCCGCUGUGCCGGACUUGGUCCGCACACGCUGCGGCACCUGCGGCGAGCCUGGGCAUAAUGCCAGGACUUGCCGCAGGCCUCAUAAUUGACCCGUUCUCAUAUGAGAACGGGGGGAGUUUCUAGAUUGGGCUUGGGCGGGUCACGUGGGAUGGAACUGGGUAUAUAGAAUUUAUUUAUUGUUUUACUGGGUAUAUGGAGUUUUUGCCCACAAUUUAAACGACAUCCUAUACAUCAAUACUAUAUAUUACUCUAUGAUAACUAUGGAAGCCAACCCUCACAGCAUCUAGCAAACGGCCUAGCUUGCUAUGCAGAUGGCAAGCCAGCUCUCUAAACCUAUUAGAGAGUCUAUUGAGAGCCCUAGCCCUAGCCUCAACUAGCUUAGCCUGCCCUAGGCCUUAGAGGAUCCCCCUGUCAUACUGACAUUCAUUGCACUCAGUUUGAUAUCAAACUCAAGAGCAAAC